Drosophila obscura is the source of this 2634-nucleotide messenger RNA. RefSeq names its product kelch-like protein diablo (gene dbo). The transcript is spliced from 6 exons. The coding region runs from base 261 to 2180 and encodes 639 amino acids. Gene Ontology annotation, molecular function: protein binding. The record is from RefSeq and is a predicted model, not a curated record. Lineage: Eukaryota; Metazoa; Arthropoda; Insecta; Diptera; Drosophilidae.
ACGGAGAAUUACAUAGCUACUUAGUUUCGAUUUUUCCAGACCCAAAUAAUUUUUCUGUUUGCUAAAAUAAUACGCGCUUCUGUGCAACGAAAAUUUUACAAAUGUGGUCGCUUUAAGCAAGCAGCAAAAUUGCAUUUUCGAAAUUUUCCGCCUGCAGCUGGCCCUGGACGUGCUUUGUAUCCGUGGAGAACAGAGAAGCAAAGAUAGACGCCGUGUGGGGUUGGGUUGCUUCCGCCCCGCUGCGCUUAGCGGCGAACAGAAUGGGCGACCUUCCGGGCUCCACGGGCGGAGGAAGUGGCCCAGCUGCAGUCGGAAAUGCAAGUGGAAAUGCUAACUCUGCAGGCAACACAGGCCUUGGUGUGGCCGGCACCACGGGCGUGGACCGUCCACCAUCUCCGGCCCGCCUCUCCCACACAUCCGAGAAGCAUCCAAAGGUGACGCUGACCGAGCUGAAUAUGUUGCGGCGCCAUCGCGAGCUCUGCGACGUUGUGCUCAAUGUGGGCGGACGCAAGAUCUUCGCCCAUCGGGUCAUACUCUCCGCCUGCAGCUCCUACUUCUGUGCAAUGUUCACGGGCGAGCUGGAGGAGUCACGCCAAACAGAGGUCACCAUACGCGACAUCGACGAGAACGCCAUGGAGCUGCUCAUCGACUUUUGCUACACAGCCCACAUCAUUGUCGAGGAGUCCAACGUGCAGACUCUGCUGCCAGCCGCCUGCCUGCUUCAGCUUGUCGAGAUCCAGGACAUUUGCUGCGAGUUCCUCAAGCGCCAACUGGACCCGACCAACUGCCUGGGCAUCCGGGCCUUUGCCGACACACACUCCUGCCGCGAGCUGCUUCGCAUUGCCGACAAAUUUACACAGCACAACUUCCAGGAGGUGAUGGAGAGCGAGGAGUUCUUGCUGCUGCCCGUUGGCCAGCUGGUGGACAUCAUCUGCAGCGACGAGCUUAACGUCCGCUCCGAGGAGCAGGUCUUCAAUGCGGUCAUGUCCUGGCUGAAGUACAAUGUGGCCGAGAGGCGCCAACAUUUGGCCCAGGUACUGCAACACGUCCGUCUGCCUCUACUCUCUCCCAAGUUCCUGGUGGGCACUGUGGGCUCCGAUCUGCUGGUCCGCAGCGACGAGGCUUGCCGGGAUCUGGUGGAUGAGGCCAAGAACUAUCUGCUGCUGCCACAGGAGCGCCCUCUGAUGCAGGGACCACGCACCCGACCCCGCAAGCCGACACGUCGCGGCGAGGUUCUCUUUGCCGUGGGUGGCUGGUGCUCCGGCGAUGCUAUUGCCUCAGUGGAGCGCUUCGAUCCGCAGACCAACGACUGGAAAAUGGUUGCACCCAUGAGCAAGCGACGCUGCGGUGUGGGCGUGGCCGUCCUCAAUGAUCUGCUCUACGCUGUGGGUGGCCACGAUGGUCAGAGCUACCUGAACAGCAUCGAGCGCUACGAUCCACAGACGAACCAAUGGUCCUGUGAUGUGGCACCCACCACCUCGUGCCGCACCAGUGUAGGCGUGGCCGUGCUAGAUGGUUUCUUGUAUGCGGUGGGUGGCCAGGACGGGGUCCAGUGCCUGAAUCACGUGGAGCGCUACGAUCCCAAGGAGAACAAAUGGUCCAAGGUGGCCCCAAUGACCACACGACGUCUAGGCGUCGCUGUGGCCGUCCUGGGCGGUUUUCUCUAUGCGAUUGGUGGCUCCGAUGGCCAAUGUCCAUUGAAUACAGUGGAGCGCUAUGAUCCUAGGCAAAACAAAUGGGUGGCCGUCAGUCCCAUGUCGACGCGUCGCAAGCACCUGGGCUGUGCGGUGUUCAACAACUACAUCUAUGCCGUGGGCGGGCGAGAUGAUUGCAUGGAGCUCUCGUCCGCUGAGCGCUACAAUCCAUUGACCAACACCUGGAGCCCCAUUGUGGCCAUGACCUCACGACGCAGCGGGGUCGGCCUGGCCGUGGUGAACGGACAACUGUACGCGGUGGGCGGCUUUGAUGGCUCCGCCUAUUUGAAGACCAUCGAGGUGUACGAUCCGGAGACGAAUCAAUGGCGUCUCUGUGGCUGCAUGAACUACCGCCGCCUGGGCGGUGGCGUGGGCGUGAUGCGUGCACCUCAGACUGAGAACUAUAUGUGGUGCGAAAACAGUUUUAAGCAGCAGCAACAGCAGCAGCAGCAUACAAAUAAUCCCCCAUCCCAAUUAACAUCGUAACUUGCUCGUUCCUUUCAUUGAUCAUUCAUCAAAUGUUGUUGUUUGUUGUCUUUUGUCUUCUUCUUCUUUCCCCCCCUGCUUCCACACAUGCUAACAAAUGCGGGAAAACGCAGGAUACGCAAGGAUUCGGUUGUCUGAUGGGAGAAGCAUCCGCCGUCGUUGACGUUGCCCUCGCAAACGUUGCCGCCGCCGCAUUUCUACUAACAAUUGAAGCCAAAUUUAAAAACCCCACACAAACCACACCACACUACACCACACCCAUCCUCCCCACACCCAAUCCAUUGUUUAGCAGAUUGUCUCUGAAUGUACUAUGUGUUAAUUGUUUAUGUGGUUAGAUGAGCCUAAGCCUAGACUUCCUCCCCCAUCCCCCCCCAGAAUAGUAUAAGAGUUAUAUAAGAGCCCCAACAGCCACCAUCACCCAACCACAUUCACUCCUGUACGUAAUUAAAUUAUU